AUGAACGCUCUGAUUGUGCUCUCCGUGGCCGCUCUGGCCGCUUGCGGCAAUGCCCAGUACUUUGGGUAUCCUGGCCUCUUCUACAACUACCCUGGACUCUACUCCGGCGCCUACCCGGCAGCAGUAACCCUCAAGGCAGCCCCCGAGACACCUACAGCGUUGCCGCCGUCGCCCCCGUGGCUCCCAUCCAGUCCCAGUUCCACGCUCAGGACGAGAUCGGCCAGUACCUUCGGUUACGCCGCGGGCGGUCCUUCUUCCCGCGCUGAGUCUCGCGACGCCUUCGGUAUCGUCCGUGGUUCCUACAACUACGUGGACUCUGAGGGCAAGGUUCAGACUCAGCACUAUGUGGCCGACGCCCUUGGAUUCCGUGUGUCCGGCACCAACCUGCCAGUGGCUCCUGACGCCCCGAGGCCGCCCCUGGCCGCCCUCCCCGGCCCCGCCCCGAGCCCGUCGACGACACCCCCGAGGUAGCCGCCGCUAAGGCCGCCCACCAGCAGGCCUACGACGAAGCCGCCGCCGCCGCUGCUGCCGCUCCUGAUUCCCGCAAGAAGCGCUCCAUCGUUGCUCCGUUGACUCCCUUCAGCGGCGUCUACUCUCCUCUCCGUUUCUCUUACGGCUUCACCGCCCCUGCCUUCCCCUCAGUGUACUCUGCUGGAGCUGUCCCAACCCUCGCCACCUACGGUGCUCACCCUGCUGCCCUCACCUACACAGCCGCUGCCCCUGCCGGCAUCACCUACACAGCCGCUGCCCCUGCCGCCCUCAAGGAUGCUGAGCUCCUCCGCAUCGUCCACAACCCCGGCCACGGCACCUCCUACCGCGUGCAGUAAGCCCUGCGAAGAGUCUAGAGCCAACCAGGUGAUGCUUUGGGUGUGUAGAGCGUAGCGGAUAGAACCCUCGACGCAAAGUCCUCAGUCUAGCUACUUAAGUGUCAUUCUAAAGUGUUGCUAAGACAAGAGAGAAAACGAAGAGGGUUCUCCCGUUGCGUUGACGCACCCGAACCAUGUCACGUGAUGUACAUAUCUGGUGACCAAGUUCAUGUUGCCACCAUGAGGUGAUAUUUCUGUUCAAUUAUCUUUUUUUUUUUGUCAUAAUAAAUGACAUUCAUACGAA
Molecule: messenger RNA, 1110 nt
Organism: Penaeus vannamei (Pacific white shrimp)
Lineage: Eukaryota; Metazoa; Arthropoda; Malacostraca; Decapoda; Penaeidae
Source: RefSeq, a predicted model, not a curated record